GCGGAAGCGGCGGACCCGGAAGCGGCGCGGCGGGCCACCGGGACGGUCCGGCCAGAGCGGCGCGAUGGCGGCGGCGGCGGAGGAGGCCCGGUUGCUGGCCUGGCUGCGCGGCCCGGCGGCGGCGGGGCCCGGCGGCCCCGAGCUCUCCGCCUACGUGGCCGAGCUGGCGGCGCUGGGGCUGGCGGAGCUGGGGCGGGAGCCGGCGCGGCUGGCGGCGGAGCGGGCGCGGGUGGGGGCGGAGACGCGCCGCCUGGCCUUCGAGCACUACCGGGCCUUCAUCCGCUCCGCCGAGUGCACUGGCCGCGCCGGCCGCGGCUUCGGCGGCAUCGAGAGCCGCCUCGGCAGCCUGCUGGGCCGCCUGCCCGCCCUCCAGGAUGCCUGCCGGAAUUUCAUGCGUGAUGCGGAGGAGAUUGCCUGCAGCCGGCGCAUGAACAGCCUGACGCUGAACCGGCACACGGAGAUCCUGGAGAUCCUGGAGAUCCCGCAGCUCAUGGACACCUGUGUCCGUAAUGGUUACUAUGAGGAGGCACUGGAGCUCGCUGCCUAUGUGCGCCGGCUGGAGAGAAAGCACAGCAACAUCCCCGUGAUCCAGGGCAUCGUGGACGAGGUGCGCCAGUCCACCCAGCUGAUGCUGAACCAGCUCAUCCAGCAGCUCCGCACCAACAUCCAGCUGCCAGCCUGCCUGCGGGUCAUUGGCUACCUGCGGCGCAUGGACGUCUUCACAGAGGCUGAGCUGCGCAUCAAGUUCCUGCAGGCGCGGGAUGCCUGGCUACGCUCCAUCCAGGCCUCCAUCCCUGACGAUGACCCCUACUUCCACAUCACCAAGACCAUCGAGACCUGUCGUGUCCACCUCUUUGACAUCAUCACCCAGUAUCGUGCCAUUUUCUCUGACGAGGAGCCACUCUUGCCCCCCGAGGGGCAGGCCCUCAACGAGGGGGCCAUCUUCCAUGGCUGGGUGCUGCAGAAGGUCUCCCAGUUCCUGCAGACACUGGAGCGCGAUCUUCAGCGCGGGGUGGGCAGCCGCCUGGACUCGCUGCUGGGGCAGUGCAUGUACUUCGGCCUCUCCUUCAGCAGGGUGGGGGCCGAUUUCCGCGGGCAGCUGGCCCCCCUCUUCCAGCACGUAGCUGCCACCGCUUUCAGGAAGGCGGUGGAGGAGGUAGUGGAGAAGUUCCGGGAGGAGAUGAAUUCCUACACGCUCAUUUCUACCCCAUCUGUCCUGGGGGGCAGUGCCGGGGUGCCAAUGCCCACGGCCCAGCCGGGGACGCUGCAGCCACCCAUGGUGCUGCUGGACUUCCCGCCCCUCGCCUGCUUCCUCAAUGGCAUCCUCGUCGCCUUCAAUGACCUACGGCUCUGCUGCCCCAUCGCCCUGGCCCAAGACGUCACUGCCUGCCUGGAGGCUGCACUUGGUGAGGUGACCAAAACCAUCCUGGCCUUCCACCGUGCAGAGGAGGCGGCUUUCAGCGGGCGGGAGCAGGAGCUCUUUGUCCAGUUCUGCACGGCCUUCCUGGAGGAUCUGCUGCCCUACCUGAACCGCUGCCUCCAGGUCCUCUUUCCCCCGGCACAGAUCGCGCAGGCAUUGGGUGAGACCCCAGGGGCGUCCCCCCCCACCCAGCUGCAGCGCUUUGGCCGCCUGGGCCGCAUCGAUGUGGCCGCCCUGCGGGAGCCGCUGGCUUUCCUGCUGCCGGCGCUGGGCGAGGAGGAGCCGGCCCAGGAGAGGCGCCCGGGGGCGGACGGGGAGGCCCUGCCCGGGGAGCCCCUGCCGGGGCCGGAGAGCUCCCCCGCGGGGGCCGCGCUGCCUGGCAUCUCAGCCGGCACGGGGUAGCGGGGCCGGGCCGGGCGGUGGCCCGCCGCCCCCCGCGCCCCCCGGCGGUAGCGGGAGCCCCGCUGCCCCCCGUCCCGCCGCCAGGGGGCGCCCCGCACCCCCGCCGCGCCCCAGCUGCGCGC
Molecule: messenger RNA, 1944 nt
Organism: Falco peregrinus (peregrine falcon)
Lineage: Eukaryota; Metazoa; Chordata; Aves; Falconiformes; Falconidae
Gene: COG8
Product: component of oligomeric golgi complex 8
Exons: 5
Coding region: 65-1822 (585 amino acids)
Biological process (GO): intra-Golgi vesicle-mediated transport
Cellular component (GO): COG complex
Molecular function (GO): peptide deformylase activity
Source: RefSeq, a predicted model, not a curated record